Penaeus monodon (black tiger shrimp) is the source of this 2931-nucleotide messenger RNA. RefSeq names its product putative per-hexamer repeat protein 5. The transcript has 7 exons. Gene Ontology annotation, cellular component: extracellular region. Gene Ontology annotation, molecular function: chitin binding. The coding region runs from base 1 to 2883 and encodes 960 amino acids. The record is from RefSeq and is a predicted model, not a curated record. NCBI's taxonomy places the organism in Eukaryota, Metazoa, Arthropoda, Malacostraca, Decapoda, Penaeidae.
AUGGAUAAAAAGACUUACCGCAGUGGUCUCGUGUUUACAUCCAGCCUUGAACCUCAAUCAACAGAGAUGAAGACUUUUUUAAUCGUGUUCGUAGCAGCAUCAGCAGCAGCCCAGCAGGUCCCGGAUGUGUCCGUGCGACUCGCUGGCGAUGGCUUCUUCCGCCGAGGAACCGCAGCCGUCUCGAGCUCACCCUCCGCGGGGUUUCAGCCGAGGGCGAGCCUCCCGGCCGACGGCGGGCAGCAGGCCAGUCCCGCCGCUUCAGGAGGCGGCCGAUCUGGCUCGCCGAGCGGCAGCAGUGCCUCUGGUGCUACGUCGAGCGGCAGCAGGUUUCGGUCGGGCUCCGCCAUCGGACGUCAGGCUGACGUAGGCGACGUUGACGAAGCCGUGGACGGCGUGUUCGAGCCCCUCAACCUCCCGGCCUCGGCCUCUAGCCUGCUGGGGAGCAUCUCCACCGCCUUCUCCUGCGACGACCUCCCCUACGGCUACUACGCCGACCGCGACAACGCCUGUCGCGUCUACCACGUGUGCUACCCGGCGCUCUUCGGCGACGGCGACAGCGUCACGUACCAGUACAGCUUUCACGGCAGUAGUAACCGCGGCUCAGCAGUUCCAGGCAAGGGACAUUGCUGUGCGACUCGCUGGUCCGAACUUCUUCCCACGAGCACCCUCCUCUGCAUCGAGUUUGUUUUCCCCGUUUGGUUCGUUAAGUGGCGGGGUUCGUUAAGUGGUAACAGAAUCCAGGCUGAUUCUUCAAUAGGUGGAAACAGAUUCCAAUUUGGUUCUGGAAGUGGACGUGGAUCAACAUUCGCUUCCUUCAGUAACAGCGGAUCCCAGUCAGGUCCAACAAGCACUGCUGGAAUUCAGUCUGGUCAAAUCAGUAACAAUGGAUUCCCAUUUGGCUCAUCUGACGAAAAUGGCAGUGUCUUCCAGUCUGGUUCCGCAAGCAAUAAUGGGUUACAGUCUGGUGUAGGAACUGAAUCUAGAAUCCAGCUUGAUUCAGAUUCGAGACUUCAGCCUGGUCCUGUCACUGGUUCUGGAACCCAGUCUGGUUCUAUUACAGACUCUGGAUUCCAGUCUGGUGCAGUAACAAACACAGGAUUCCAGCCUGGUUCAGUCGCAGACUCUGGAUUCCAAUCAGGCUCUAUCACAACUUCUGGAUUCCAGUCUGGUUUAGUCACAGACUCUGGAUUCCAGUCUGAUACAAUCACAAACACCGGAUUCCAGUCAGGUUCAAUUACAGAUCCUGGAUUCCAGUCUGGUGCAGUCACAAACACAGGAUUCCAGUCUGGUGCAGUCACAAACACAGGAUUCCAGUCAGGUUCAGUUACAAACUCUGGAUUCCAGUCUGGUGCAGUCACAAACACAGGAUUCCAGUCAGGUUCAGUGACAGAUUCUGGAGUCCAAUCUGGUGCAGUCACAGAUGCAGGAUUCGAGUCUGGCUCUAUCACAGGUACAGGAUUCCAGCCCAGUUCCAUAACAAACACUGGAAUUCAGUUUGGCUCAAGUGGAAGUGGAGUAGGACUUGGUUCGUCCAGUGAUAGCGGCUUCCAAUCUGACUCAAUAAGUAGCACCACAUUCCAGUUUGAUUCAGACCUUAACGCUAACUUAGCAUCUGAUUCUCCAAGUAUCAGCUUUGAACCUGUAUCAACAAGCAGUAGUGGAUUUGGAUCUGACACACCAGCCAAUAACGGAUUACCAUCUAGUUCAGGACCAACGAAUACUCCAUUCCAGCUUGAUUCAUUUAUCCAGUCUGGAUCACCAGGUGAGAGGGGAACUGAUUCUAACUUUGGAUCUCUAACAAAUGGAAAUGAUUCUCCAAGCAUCACUGGAUUCCAAAUCAGCUCCAGUGGUUCCCCAUUUGAAACCCUUGGUACUUCAGGCUUCAUAUCUUCUUCCUUGUCUGAGAGUGUAUUUGGUUCAGAUACAUCAACUGGCAGCAGGUUAAGUUCUGAGACAUCAAAUGGCGUCAAUUUUGGAACUGGUACAAGCAGUGUCAGCUUUGGCCCAAGUACAUCAAGCAGCGGCAGUUUUGGAGCAAGUACAUCAGGCAUCAGCAGUUUAGGACCAAGCACAUCAAGCAAUAGUGGUUUUAGAGCAAGUACAAGUGGUAACACAUCAAGCAGCAGCAGCAAUUUUGGACCCAGUGCAUCUCGUAGUAGCAGUUUUGGACCCAGUACAUCAAGUAGCAGCAGCUUUGGACCAAGUACGUCAAGCAGCAGCAGUUUUGGGUCUGGUACAUCAAGCAGAAGCAGAACAUCAAGUGCCAGCAGACUCGAAUCUAGGACAUCAAGUGGCAACAGAUUUGGCACUGCAACUGGCAGCGAAUUUAACUCUUCAAGCCGAAGAAGACUUGGUGCAGCUAAUAGCAGCAGAUCAAGCACACUUGGCAGUAGCAGUUUCGGAUCUAGAGCACCAACCGCCAGUAGAUUUGGUGCAACUGGCAGUGUACUUGGAUCUGGAGCAUCCAGAGCCAGCAGAUUUGGUGCGUCAAAUAGUGGGUUUGGUCUAGCAACUAGUACUGGUUCCACUGGAUCUUCAGACAUAGUAAAUGGAGUUUUUGAGCCCCUCAAUCUUCCGGCAGGAGCAUCUCGCUUGCUAAACAGCAUAUCAACCUCUUUCUCCUGCGAAGGUCGUCCUUACGGCUACUACGCAGACCAGGAUAACUCUUGCCGGAUCUUCACUAUUUGCUAUCCAGCUCUUUUCUCAGACGGAGCUAUCGAAACCUACCAAUACAGCUUCCUGUGUGGUGAGAGUUCUGUGUUCGACCAGAAGGAGCUAACCUGCGUGGAGGAGUCAACCGCCAUUCCUUGUCAAGAAUCUUCCAGUUAUUACUACAGGAAUGAGCAGUUCGGUCGGCCAGAAGAGAGGUCGCGAUUUAGUUAAAGGAAAUACAAGAAUUAACCGAAUUUACUGUGAAAUAAAAGACUUAAC